This is a messenger RNA of Calypte anna (Anna's hummingbird), 1590 nucleotides long. RefSeq names its product G protein-coupled receptor 176 (gene GPR176). Gene Ontology annotation, molecular function: G protein-coupled receptor activity. The transcript is spliced from 3 exons. Gene Ontology annotation, biological process: G protein-coupled receptor signaling pathway. The record is from RefSeq and is a predicted model, not a curated record. NCBI's taxonomy places the organism in Eukaryota, Metazoa, Chordata, Aves, Apodiformes, Trochilidae. The coding region runs from base 1 to 1590 and encodes 529 amino acids. Gene Ontology annotation, cellular component: plasma membrane.
AUGGGGUACGACAAAAGCUGGGUAUCGAGGAAUGAAAGCCAGCAUGCCCCGUACCAGACUGUCACCAGAGCCCUGGAGAUGAGGAACGCCUCGGCUGGGCAGAUGGUGUGGCAGAGUGGGAAUGGCAGCGCGGCGGGCUCGGCGGGGAGCCAGGAGCACAGCGAAGAGCAGAGCUACAGGCAUUUCACUACUACGGUGCAAAUUGUCAUCUUCGUAGGCUCUUUGCUGGGUAACAUCAUGGUGCUGUGGUCAACUUGCAGAACAUCAGUACUUAAAUCCGUAACAAACCGAUUCAUUAAGAAUUUGGCCUGCUCGGGGAUCUGUGCCAGCCUCGUCUGUGUGCCUUUUGAUAUUGCUCUUAGUGCCAGUCCCCACUGCUGCUGGUGGAUCUAUACAAUGCUUUUCUGCAGAAUUGCCAAGUUCCUGCACAAAGUCUUCUGCUCAGUGACCAUCCUUAGUUUUCCAGCCAUUGCUCUUGACAGGUACUACUCUGUUUUAUAUCCUCUGGAAAGAAAAAUAUCUGAUGCAAAAUCCCGAGACCUGGUUAUCUAUAUCUGGGCCCAUGCCAUAGUGGCCAGCAUCCCGGUAUUUGCUGUGACCAACGUGUCAGAUAUUUAUGCCAUGUCCACCUGUUCAGAAUCUUGGAGUUACUCCCUUGGCCACCUGAUCUAUGUCAUCAUCUAUAACAUCACCACUGUGAUUGUGCCAGUGGCUGUGGUAUUUCUCUUUAUGAUUCUUAUUCGCAGAGCACUGAGUGCCAGCCAGAAGAAAAAAGUCAUCAUAGCUGCCUUAAGGACCCCUCAGAAUACGAUUUCCAUCCCUUAUGCCUCCCAGCGAGAAGCUGAGCUUCAUUCCAUGCUGCUUUCCAUGGUUAUGAUAUUUAUUUUCUGCAGUGUCCCCUAUGUCACCUUGGUGAUCUACCGCACCAUACUCAACAUUUCAGACAUUUCAGUCUUCUUGUUCCUCACUGCCAUUUGGUUGCCCAAGGUCUCUUUGCUGGCCAAUCCUUUGUUAUUUUUGACUGUGAACAAGUCUGUACGGAAGUGCUUAGUGGGGACAAUAGUACAGCUGCACCGAAGGUACAGCAGGAGGAACCUGGUCAGCUCCAGUGAUGUUGCAGAUUCAAGUCUAGAGCCCUGUGUCCGUUCAGGGAGCCAGCUCCUGGAGAUGUUUCAUAUUGGGCAACAACAAAUCUUUAAGCCUACAGAAGAUGAGGAGAAUGAGACCAAAUCUAUUGGCUCUGGUGACUUUCAGCAGAAAGAAAUUCCUACCACCAGUUCAGAGGCAGGAGACGCUUUGGCUCACAAAUUUAUACCACAGACAAGUGCAGACUCUGCGGCUCAGGUGGCACCCACUGUGCCCACAGAAGCUGAUUCUGUAAAUGAUAAAUACUCCAUGCAUUUUGGUUUUGGACCCUUUGAGCUGCCUCCGCAGUGGCUCUCAGAAACCCGAAACAGUAAGAAGAGGCUCCUGCCUCCUUUGGGGAAUACCCCUGAAGAGCUAAUCCAGACAAAACAACCUAAGUGUAAAACAGAAAGAAAAAUCAGCAGAAACAAUAAAGUCAGUAUCUUUCCCAAGGUGGAUUCCUAA